AUGGCAAGAGGAAGGACUCAGAGGACUCUGUUCCUGUUGACACUCUGUCUGCAAGCCUUCACUGGUCAAUGCCAAGAUUCAGGGCAGCCUUCUGACCUCAGGAUAGUUCUGGUGGGGAAGACUGGAUCAGGGAAGAGUACAACAGGAAACACAAUCCUGGGAAAAAAGGUGUUUAAAGCGGAGGCUUCUCCAGUGUCUGUGACUGCAACGUGUGAGAAACAGAGUGGAGUGGUGGAUGGGAGGAAGAUUGAUGUCAUCGACACCCCGGGGCUCUAUGACACAACAAUGUCUAAAGAUGAGAUGAAAAUUGAGAUAGAAAAGGCCAUCUACAUGUCAGUCCCAGGACCCCACGCCUUUCUGCUGGUGAUCAGACUGGGGAGGUUCACAGAGGAGAGGAACACUGUGAAAUGGAUCCAGGAGAACUUUGGAGAAGAAGCCUCAAUGUACACCAUAGUGCUGUUCACACAUGGUGAUCAACUGAAGGGGAAAUCAGUGAAGGAGUUUCUGAAACAGAGCCCAGAGCUACGGAGGCUUGUCACCAGCUGUGGAGGCAGAUAUCACUCCCUAAUUAAUGACAAGAGAAAAGACAACACUCAGGUUACAGAGCUGCUGGAAAAGAUAGAGGAGAUGGUGGAGGACAAUGGAGGACAACACUACACCAGUCUAGCCACAACAGGACUAGGGAAAUGUUAUGCUUCACCAGUAUUGGCGUCAGUAAAGGGUUUGAAUGCACUUUGGAGAUGCUAG
This is a messenger RNA of Salmo salar (Atlantic salmon), 747 nucleotides long. NCBI's taxonomy places the organism in Eukaryota, Metazoa, Chordata, Actinopteri, Salmoniformes, Salmonidae. The record is from RefSeq and is a predicted model, not a curated record.